CCUUUCGAUGACAGCACAGUGGUUGUUAUGGAAAAGCAUUUCCCCGGAGGAUUGGGGACAGAACAGCUGAUCGGGUUCAGUCGGGCUGAGAACACGGAUACGAGUUUGUGCUGCUGUCAGACUGAAUUAACUUCACAGGUAGCCUGGCGGAUGAGAGCGUUGGGCCACUAAACAAAAGGUUGCUGGAUCGAAUCCCCAAGCUGACAAGGUGUCAGGGGAGGGAGUAUUAUGUUCUGUAUUCUAAGAAGCACAAUGGAUUCUUGAGACGCUUUGAUGCCUGACUCUUCCUGGUUCCCGAAGCACCACCUGCAGUGGCCUAUUACAGGACUAGAAGUGAUCCAAUCCCCAUGCAUCCCCCACCUCUGACCAACCCCUGCCCUUACAUUCUCUCAUACUACUGCACUCUAAAAACAAGCUCUAUGCAGUAUUAGUCCAAAUCUCUGUUUAUAUUUUAUUAUCACAUUGAACAAUGUGACCUGGUUCCUCUUAGAUGCUGAGUUUGUACUCUAAGUAACCACUUCACUUCAAGGUUUGCACCACAGCUCUCAGUAUGGACUCCCACCCGGGGACUUGUGUGUUGGGUCCACUUCCCAGAGAGUGUAGGCCUAACCAUCAAUGGUUGCAUUGCUGGCACUGACGGGGGCAGAGGCGAAGUAGUGUCACUGUUUCGGUCCCCCUCCCUCCAACCCAGAGGAAUACAGGAAGGAACACAGGAUUUAAGGACAGACGUGGUUCAGUAAUCUGGAUGGAUCUGUUCCAGCAGGAGAUGUUCCAUAAAGAUCUAGAGUAAGAACCAGUUGGUUCUCAGGUCUUGAAUUUCCAUACAUAGUCUUUUAAAGCAUAUAGGCCCAUGGAAGAGAAUUCUCUGAUUCUCUGUUACUCACACAAAGAAUACCGACUUGGACCUUUACACCUUGGAGAUGUCCUCCACCUGACCUUCCAGCAGCUUUGAUUAUUUUUGUGUUCACUUUCAACUGAUAAAACCCAGAACCAGAUCAGAACAGUGAAACGGGAGGUGUAGGAAGUCUGAGGUGGGCGGUGGUGUGGCAUGGCGGAGCACGGCGAGCUGCUCGGUGAGAUGGCCACGGUUGGGCGUCUGAGUACCACGGAGCGCCUGAAGCACGCCCAGAAGCGGCGCGCCCAGCAGCUGAAGGGCUGGGCCCAGAUGGACAAGGAUACGGCCCGUGGCGGGGGCAAGGCCGGACAGAAAGUGGACAAGAACAAGGGGUGCACGCGCAGGGUGGUCUUCCCCAACAACAUCACCCUGCUGGAGGCUGCAGCCCGCAAUGACCUGGAGGAAGUCAGGGAGCUGCUGAACGGUGGAGUCAGUCCAGAUCUGUACAACGAGGACGGACUCACUGCCCUGCACCAGUGCUGCAUUGAUGACUUUGUGGAGCUGGUACAGUGUCUGUUGGACGCCGGGGCCAGUGUGAACGCCUGUGACAGUGAGCUGUGGACGCCGCUCCACGCUGCUGCCACCUGUGGACACACAUCCCUGGUGCAGCUCCUGGUGCAGUCUGGUGCAGAGAUGCUGGCGGUCAACGCUGAUGGCAACAUGCCCUAUGACCUUUGUGAGGACGAGGCCACGCUGGAGCUGCUAGAGAUGGUCAUGGCAGAGCAGGGUAUAACCCAGGACCGUAUAAACCAGUGUCGUGGGGCUAAGGAGAUGGAGAUGCUGACGGACCUUCGAGCGCUGGUCCAGAGUGGUGCGGACCUGAACGCUCAGGAUGACAAUGGGGCCACACUGCUGCACUUAGCGGCGGCUAACGGCUACCUGUUGGUAGGGGAGCUGUUGUUGGAGCACCAGGCCAAAGUGGAGGAGAAGGACACAGACGGCUGGACACCACUCCAUGCCGCCUCCUGCUGGGGACAGGUCCAGAUGGUGGAGCUACUGGUGGCUCAUGGGGCCAGUCUCAACACCAAGUCCGUUCUGGAAGAGACGCCACUAGAUGUGUGUGCGGAUGAGGAGGUGAGAGCCAAGCUGAUGGAGCUGAAGCACAAACACGAUGCCAUCAUGAAGAGUCGGGACCGACACAAGGGCACCUUGCAGAAACGAGCCUCCAGCACUGGCAGCAGAGGUAAGGUGGUGCGGCGUGUGAGCAUCAAUGAGCGUUCCAGCCUGUACCGGCGGGAGCACCACAAGGAGUCCAUGGUGUGGCAGGAGAGAGGCCGGCAAGCCGAGCCGCAGGACGACGACGAGGACAGACAGACUGACAACGAGCUCCACCAGCAUGUUGCCAUGGCUGCAGGUGCCAUGUCGAGGGGGGAGAAUGACGAGGGAGGGGAGAGGAAGUUCAAUCUGGGGAACGGUGGGAUUCCCCUGGCCCUGUCGGCGUCAGUCCCAGGGGAGCAGUGGAGCGGAGGCCGGAUGGACCGCAGCGCCUCUUACCAGCUGAGCCCUGCCUCGGGGACCGGGGAGGCAGGGGACAGCAUGACCCGAGAGAAAUCCCACCAGACACUAGCGGACCUGAAACGCCAGCGGGCCGCAGCCAAGCUCAACAAGUACCCAGCCCCACCCGCUCCAGAGGAGAUGCCCCCUUCUCCCGUCCCUCUGCAGGAUGUGACCCCGUCCGGAGCCGCCCAGGAGACACCCAGCACAGAGGUGGCCUCCCCCAGCACUGUGUACUUCACCCCAGCCAGCGGGGACCCGCCCCUGCUCAAACUACAAGCCCCAGAGGAGGACACCUCCAACAACACCAAGGAGCCCUGCUGUGGACUCAUGUAGGGACAAACACUUCCAAACACCCACUGCCUGAAUGGAAAUUAAAGUGGGCGAUGUGUAACAAUCAAAAAUGAUUUCAAAACGCUACGGUGACGACCAGAUAUACUUUUAAGGAUUCAUUACAGUUGGAUUUAUUCUAAGUUUAUUAUUUGGUUCCGUUAAGCGCCUACUUCCAUCAAUUACAUGCCAUUGAAUGUUUGGUCUACUCUCCAUUUUGGUCAAUGUGGUUAUACAUUCCAUCUUCUUGCAUCGAUUUAUUUUUUAGCCCUCCUUCCUGAAAUGUCUAAAACAAGAUUUAUCUAAUGGAGGGAAUGUAAAACAUUUUCCAAUAUAUGAGCACUUAACGUUCCUCUGUUGAUAAGGGUGUGGCCAGAGCCAUAGAUUUACAUACAUGGAUAUUGCUCUGCAUAUCUAUGGACCUCGUAUAGAGAGAGACCGUAUGUGCCCACCUGGUGGCUUCUAAGAGAACUACAGAUUCCAGUAUUACUCCUUCAAUAGCACGGAGUACUUUCUUUUGUUUAAUCCCUUUUUUCCAUGUUUGUUUGAUGCAAUUCAAUCAAAAGAGAGCGUUUUCUCAUGUCAAGCAUAUUAUAUAUGAACUGGCUAUCUGACUUAAGUGAAUAAGAUUUGCUCAUUUAAAGCAGAAAGGGGCUAGAGAAGCGUGAAUGAACCAAAGCUGAUUAUUUUACUUUAUUUUUUUCAAGCUGAAAAUUGGACCAAUGAAUGAUAAUUUUCUACUCAUGAUUGACUGAGCAUGAUUUGAGAUAUGCACAGUAAAUGGAUUUAAGAGAAGGAGAGAUUAGGAUCGAGAGUGAUGGGUACAUAAUAAUGGCAUUUGUUGGUGUUUGUUUGUUUUCUAUACACACUCACACCAGUCUGUCUGUUGACAGGGUACAGAAGUGGAAGUGUUUGUAGAUGAUGGUUUCUCUUUCUUGUUGGUUUGAAUUUGCAUCAAAUUUACACACGUGUAGACAAGUGCUAUUUCCCUGCCUUUCUACUGAUCAGCAUUCAGCACUGUUCUCAAAUUAUUAUUUUUUGUUUGUAAAUCAACAUACUGUUCCAAUGCACUAAGAACCUACAUUUUCUACGGUGCAAUUUGUAAACAAGGGUUUUGUUUUCUAAAUGAUUGUAAGAGAUUAUCUAAUAUUCAAAUUAAUAUAAAUUGUGUUUUUGUCAUGGUGUUUGUCCCACCUCAGGAUAAAAUGACUUCUUAUAGGCAUUUCUAUUUAAACUAUUUCUAUGCUGUGAAUAGGGAUGUACACAGUGUACAAAACAUUAGGAACACAUGCUCUUUCCAUGACUUGGACUGACCGGGUGAAUCCAGGUAAAGGCUAUGAUCCAUUAUUGAUGUCACUUGUUAAAUCCACUUCAGUCAGUGUAUAUGAAGGGGAGGAGACGGGUAAAAGAAGGAUUUUUAAGCCUUGAGAUAUGGCUUGUGUAUGUGUGCUAUUCAGAGGGUGAAUGGGCAAGAUGAUAUUUAAGUGCCUUUGAACGGGGUAUGGUAGUGUGUCAAGAACUGCAACGCUGCUGGGUUUCACGUUAAACAGUUUCCCUUGUGUAUCAAGAAUGGUCCACCACCCAAAGGACACAAUUGUGGACCGCAUUGGCGUCAACAUGGGCCAGCAUCUGUGUGGAACACUUUUGACACCCUGUAGAGUCCAUGCCCUGACAAAUGGAGGCUGUUCUGAGGGCAAAAGGGGGUGCAACUCAAUAUUAAAGGUGUUCCUAAUGUCUUGUACACUCUGUGGAUAUUAAUGACAUUUCAUUUUUGUGUCAACACAAUUUGGCAACCCAUCCCUUACAGGAUUAUUUCACACACACUACAAUGAUUCACAGUGAUAGUUAUUCCGGUGUUCCGUACAGUGUGCACCUCAAAAGGAAUGAAAAGAAAAUCUAAACAUAAAUAGUAUAUACGGUUAUCCAAUCAAUAAUAACCCUAGGGCAGUGAAAAAUUAAAUAUAAUACUGAAAAAUGUAUUAUAUUUUUGUAUAUGGAGUAGAUUGACCUCAACCAUUCCUUUACAACAAACCAUUCCUGCCUAGAAACCAGUAUCUUCUACAUUGCUGCCUUAAUGAAAUGAAGGGGGCAUCAGAACAACUGACAGACCAUCUUGGUUAGCCUUGUCAAUGUGAUGGUUUGUCAACAGUAAGUGCCUACUGUAGGGUUGAUUGGCUAAGUGUAAAUAGUUUGCAUUGCUUGCACAAAGUUCCACAUAGACCAUGUGGAAUUCUGAUUGAUGUGAAGUAUGGGACUAAAUGCCUUUGACUCUCUCUUAAAUGUACUAUUGAAAUGUCUCCUUCCAUAAUGGAACUCAGUCCUCAAUUACACAUUUACAUCUGUUUGUUUUAAUGUAGA
This is a messenger RNA of Oncorhynchus kisutch (coho salmon), 5077 nucleotides long. RefSeq names its product protein phosphatase 1 regulatory subunit 16A-like. NCBI's taxonomy places the organism in Eukaryota, Metazoa, Chordata, Actinopteri, Salmoniformes, Salmonidae. Bases 1049 to 2725 code for a protein of 558 amino acids. The record is from RefSeq and is a predicted model, not a curated record. Gene Ontology annotation, cellular component: cytoplasm. The transcript is spliced from 12 exons. Gene Ontology annotation, molecular function: enzyme inhibitor activity; protein binding; myosin phosphatase regulator activity.